Molecule: messenger RNA, 918 nt
Organism: Pleurotus ostreatus (oyster mushroom)
Lineage: Eukaryota; Fungi; Basidiomycota; Agaricomycetes; Agaricales; Pleurotaceae
Exons: 1
Coding region: 1-918 (305 amino acids)
Source: RefSeq, a predicted model, not a curated record
AUGGCGUCACCAGAACUAUCCACCUUAGCCCGUAGCAAGUUGCACUCCUCCGUGAGCGGCAGAGAGAGCUGGAACUUGCACCGCUGGGUACUCCUCAAAAAUUCAUACCACUCAACCUGUAUUCCCAGCACAGCAGCUCGCACCGCAGACAUCACCCCUGUAAAUAUCCCUAAUCUUGGUUCAGAGGACGUUGAGGAAGCCGACGACGAUGAUGACAUGGAGGUUGGCGACUCGUUUAUGUUUCCGGAUGCCGGCAAACUGGGCGAGCCUCGUUCUUCGGACAUAAACUCACCCGAAUCCCAGUGGUUGGAUUCUGUAUUAGAGGGUCUCGGCGAUGACGACGACGACGAAGAUUACACUACUAUCGCUUCUAUUCGCGUGUCCGACACCGACCUCCCCACCCCUGAGGACGAAGAGCUGCUGCUUAGCCCGCUGUCCCCUGCCUCAUCCACCGACGAGCUGCCUGGCGGUCACUCAUCAUAUUUUGCUGAUUCCAUUCCUGUAACAUAUCCAUACAUCAUCCCUUACCCCCAUUUUCAUCCCCCUCUAGUCCAUCCUUAUCACUUUGAGUCCACCAUGCAUUCACCCCUAUCUUCUAUUCCUCGCCCUUAUGAAGAUCCUCUCCCUUAUUAUGAUACAGACGACGUAGAGAAUCUCUCCGUUCCCGACGCCAUAGAAGACACCUCUGACGACGAGUCGGAUGCUCCAUCAACGCCGUCUCUAGGUAGUCGUUCGAGUCUGGUCGAUCCAGCCGGAAUCCCUCUACCCGGGGAGAAUGUCAGACGACCUCGCUCCCACCCUCACGUAUAUAUUGACAACCAAGACUCCUACUUCUAUCCCUUUGAACUCGAACCCCUCCCCUUCUCAGACGAUCAUACUCCCCACCCGCCCCCGUACAGUACUUAUCAGGAGUGCUAG